AAAUUAAAAAUGUUGUAUGGCUUUACUGCCAUGUAGAGUAAAUAAAGUACAUUGACCAUAUAAAUUGACCAAUUGUGACUAUAAAAUCUCACCCUCACCCUUGCCUAAUGCUUGUCUAUAUAUUGAGCGCUUGCCUAGUAUAAUGUCAACAUAAUAUGGAGAUCAAAUGGCAAAUCUUGUUUCAACCACGGCUAAAAACGUUUACACCGUGCCUGGAAAUUAUGUAAUGCCACCUGAUAAAAAUCCUAGUGAACUUGUCUCAAUUGGUCGCAAUAUUCCAGUGACUAAUCUAGCAAAAGCAUCAUCAAGCACCAUUAAUCAUGCUGGUAUAGUCCAAGAAAUGCUAAAUGGCAGUCAAGAAUUUGGUUCAUUUCAGAUUAUAAACCAUGGAGUAUCGGAGAAGUUAAUGGAUGAUGUGAUGGAUUUAUUCAAGGAAUUAUUCGAGGGUUCAAAUGGGAGCUGCAAAGUGUAUGGAAGUGGGGUUAUUAAUCACACCAACAAAGAGGUUCGUUACUGGAAAGAUCUUCUCAUACAACCUGUGUUUCCUAUUGAAGAACAGACACAACAUUGGCUUGACAAUCCACCUAGAUAUAGGUUAUAAUCAAUCUAUUCUAGGUACAGAGUUUGCUGAUAUUAGCCGAGGCAUUACGAUGAGCAUGCCUCAGUUUUGAUGAAUCAAAAGCCAAGAAAGUACUCCCUCGUCUCAUUUCAUACUGUGGUGUUUAAUUUGACUAUAUAUGUGCAGAGUUUCACAUAAACUAAGGUGUCGUUUGGCCAUAAAAAUUAUUCACUUUUUUCCGGAAUUUUUUCCCCACUUUUUUCCCGAAUUAGCGUUUGGCCAUGAAAAUUCCGAAUACAACUUGAAGUCGUAUUCCGGAAUACCAAAAACUCAAAAAAACUUGUUUUUAAAAAAAAAAAAUCACUUUUUUCACUUUUUUACAACUACAUUUCACCAAAAACUACAAUUUCAAAAACUAUGGCCAACUCCAACUCCAAAAUUCCAAAAAAAAGUGAAAUAUUUUUUGGUAUUUAUGGCCAAGCGGCACCUAAAUAUUAAAGUACUUCCUCCUUCUCUUUAACUAAGUACCCGUUUGGCCAUGAGAAUUUUUCACCUUUUUCCGGAAAAUUAUUUCACUUUAUUUGGAAAUUAAUGUUUGGCCAUGAAAAUUCCAAAAAAACACAAAAAAUGUUGUUUUCAUUUUUUUUUUUACUUUUUUCACUUUCAAUACAUUCAAACAACCAAAUAUUCUUUGCAAAAACUAUAACCAAACACAACUCCAUCUUCAACUUCAACUUCAGCUCUAACUUUAAAAUUCCAAAUAAAGUGAAAAAUAUUUGGUUUUCAUGGCCAAACGAGGCUAAGUCUCUAUUGAUUUGACACUCUUCUUAAGAAAGCAAUUAUUAUAAAUUUGUUUUACUAAAUUCUUCAUUCUAACUAUGUUUUGGAAAUCUAAAUUUGACUAGUGGAGUAGUACUUUAUGUAUUGACUUAAUGAUAAAUGUAAUAUUUGAAAGAAAAUAUUAAAUUUCUCUUGAUUUGCUAAAACGAAUAAGUAAAUGGAAUAUUUUAUUCUAGUAUAAGAGAACUAAUAAGAAGAAACAGAGAAGAAACAGAGAGAGGGAGUAUAUAAUAUACCCAAAAUAUCCUUGGCAUCUCGUAAUCAACAAAAUGUCAUGUGAAAAUUGUCACCAGAGAUAAAUGAAAAUGCUUAAGUUGAGGAGUUUACAAAUAUAAAUAUAUUUUAAAAGAACACAUUUUGUUUCUGGAAUGAAACAAAAAAUGUACUUCAUUUGUUUUAAUUUGUUUGUCUUAAUUACUAGUUGGACAGUUAAAGGAUAUUUUAUUUGAUCAUAAUUUUUUCAAAUACCUUCUUUUCUUUGAAUUGUUAACUAUUGUGAAUUUUAUUUCAAAAUAAUUGAAGAUCCUAUGUCUGAAUUCAUACCGAACGUUAGUUAGUUUGACCCUUAUACUAAUCCGAAUCAAGCCAAACAAAUUGAAAACAAAGGGAGUAAUAGAGUAUCAUAUAUAAAGAAACUAGUGACAUUAUUCGCGCUUCGCGCAGUUAGAGACGAAAAUCUAUAUAUAUCUUCGUGAUUCGACUAUAUAUGUAAAUAGCUCUCAUCUCCGAUAUAAAAAUAGCUUUGUAUGUUUUUUUUUUUUUUUUACAGAAAUCACAAAAAUAAAUACGUGGAUUUAAAAAUUUUGGAAUGGUGACUACUCACGAAGUGGUUGGUAUUUGGGCAUAAUGAAGAGAAUUAAAAUAAAUAAUUGUUCAGUUGUUUUAGCGUAGCACAUUUAAUAUAACUAAAAGAAUUAAAUUUUUUUUUUUUGAGCUUUUGUAACAUAACAUAUAAAUGAUUAAAAAUAGAAAAAUGGCAAAAGAGAGCAGUUGCUCUUGCACUAUUGUCAAAAGCCCUGUUAAAUUUAAGAAAUAAUCCCUUUCUUCAUACUCAAUUAUUAAAGAUAAUUAAAAAUUUGAUUUUGGAAAAACUAAAAGUAUCUUUAAGUAAUCAGUCAAAACCAAAACACACAUUGAUACAAGUUACUACUCCAACCCAAAGGUAUUAUGCAAAACUAUUAAAUUUCAAAAACUAACGAAAAGUAAAAUUAAAGCAUUACUACUUACGUUUUAUGUCUGUUAUAAAAGUAAAACGAUUUUAACCGUUCUCAUUCCAAAAUCAAAAGUUACCACGAACCUAAGAUUUGGUAUCUAAAAAAAGACUAAGAGCCCGUUUGGAUUGACUUAUAAGUUGCUUAUAAGCUGUUUUCAGUUUUUUUGAGUGUUUGGCUGGCCAGCUUAAAGUCAUUUUGUGCUUAAAAUAAGUCCAAAAAAUAAUUGGGCAUGUUUAACUUAGCUUUAAAGCAGCUUAUAAGCUGAAAACAACUUAUAAGUCAAAAAAAUAAGUUGGGUUACCCCAAUUUUUAUUUUUUAUUUUUUAGCUUAUAAGCUGUUUCCAGCUUAUAAGCUGCUUUUUUUAAGCCCAUCCAAACAAGCUCUGUCACUUCAAGCUUCUUCUUUUGCCAUCUUAUGAUGCUAACUUCCUUGGCCACCUUAAGUUUACAUAUGUAUGUCAAAUUAACCUUAGAAAAUUCAGUAAUAUAAUUCUCUUCUACUAAAAUAAACUCUGCUUCUUGUUUUUUCUGUUCCUACCACAAUGAUCGAGUCACAAUAUAUCCUUUUGUUAAGAACUACAAAGUGGUUUUGCAAUUGGCUGCACUUUCAAAUCUUUACUCUUUAAUUUCUUCCAGUUGUAAUUCCUCAUGCAGUUUUUGAAUUUUCUUGUCCUUCUUUCCCGUAAGAUGAAGAAUUAAUUAGUUAACGGAUGAAAUGGAGAAAUAACAAAAACAAAUAAUUAGAGUAUAUGGUCAAAGAUUUUAGAAUUAAGCACAAUCUGUUACAAUAUUAAUUGUGAAAUAUUUCCUUGGGAAUGAAAGAAUCCACAUACCUGGCGUGACAGAACCAUUUUAAGCAUAUGGAGAACAACCUUAGAUCCAGAAAAAGUCACAUAGAGAAUAUUUGGAAAAUUAUGCCAUAAAAUGUCCAUAGAGGGAUAUUUAUAUAAGUAAUAGUAAAUUGCAAUUAUAGUGGAAGAUUAAAAGUCUGGCAAUUAUGUUUUGAUGAGAUCUAUUUUAGACAUUAUUUCAUGACAUAACUAAUAGUCUAAUACUAACUUUCUAUCGUUACAAUUUUGGGGAAGAGACCGGAGCCAAACAGUUACAAUCUCUCCUAAACGUCUUCUCCUUAUUUAAUUAAGUAAUGUAUUUAUUCACUUUUAAAAUUUUAAAAAUGAGUUAGUUAAGCAGAAAAUUUAGGAGAAAAAGACAAAAAAAAAUCAGAAAAAAGAUAAAUGCGAAUGUUGGCGAAACAGAGGUGCCAUAUCACUCUUCUUUGCCUAACUUUAUACUCCUAAUAUAUAUAGAUUUGACAUAAAGCUACAAAUGCCAGGUGACACGCAUAUUAUACCCUACUCUAAAAAAUUUAACAACAUCUCAAUGACACAAAACUUACCAACGUAAACUUAAGAAAGAGGGAAUAUUUACUGUAGCCCUUGCUAUUUCUUGCGCAGGCCCUCAAUAUCCAGAAACAAAAAAGCUUUCACAAGAAUAAAAAUUUACGACCAAAUAUCAUACCUUUUGAAUAAUGGCAGGUCAAGUAUAAGGUGCUCACACGUGCAAUUUAGCUAUCCAUUCAUGGCCGCCUAAAUAUUCUAAAUAUAAAAGAAAUAUUUUCUUCAACCGAUAGUGGAGUUAUAUAGCAUGCCACACAUCCUCGCAUAGUUAAAUUUAAUACUCUACAAAGGCAAGACAGGAGAAAAUCCUAUACAAUUUAACCAUAUCAUUUAUUUGAAGAAAUUAAAUCGAAUAUCUACAUAUAAUAUCAAUAUUAUUUAAUCUACAUAAAAAAUAAAAUGUACCACUAAAGUAAAUUAAAGGAAAAGAAUAAAGAGAGAGAUUUGAUAAUCAUUCAACAUACUUUCCGUUGUUACAAUUUUGGGGAAGAGACCGGAGCCAAACAGUUACAAUUUCUCCUAAAUGUCUUCUCCUUAUUUAAUUAAGUAAUGUAUUUAUUCACUUUUAAAUUUUUAAAAAUGAGUUAGUUAAGCAGAAAAUGUAGGAGAAAAAGGCAAAAAAAAAAAAAAAAAAAAAAAAAAGAUAAA
Molecule: messenger RNA, 4658 nt
Organism: Lycium barbarum (goji berry)
Lineage: Eukaryota; Viridiplantae; Streptophyta; Magnoliopsida; Solanales; Solanaceae
Product: hyoscyamine 6-dioxygenase-like
Exons: 3
Coding region: 167-601 (144 amino acids)
Source: RefSeq, a predicted model, not a curated record